AUGGCGGACGAGGAGCGCGUGUCGAAGCGGAAGCGCUCCGACUCGCCAGAGGAUGCGUCCCGCACGGCAGCCGAGAAAGGCGAGGCGCUGCGGGCGGCGCUGGCCAAACUGUCGGAGACGCGGGCGGGUGGCGCAUACGUGCCGCCCGCGCGUCUCAAGGCGCUCAUGGCCGAGGUGGCCCGCGCCGACGCAGGCAGCGUCGAAUACCAGCGCAUGAGCUGGGAGGCACUGCGAAAGAGCAUCACGGGUCUCGUGAACAAGGUGGCCGCCGACAAUAUCAAACACAUUGUGCCGGAGCUCUUUGCAGGCGCGAAUUUGAUCCGCGGGCGCGGCCUGUUCUGCCGCUCGAUCAUGCAUGCGCAGGAGCUGUCGCUGCCGUUCACGCCUGUAUUUGCUGCACUCGCGGCGAUCGUCAACACCAAGCUGCCAUUCGUGGGCGAACUGCUGGUCAUUCGUCUCGUGUCGCAAUUCCGGCGUGCGUUCCGGCGCAACGACAAGACCAAGUGCCAUGCCACGCUGCUCUUCCUCGCGCACCUCGUGAACCAGCGUGUGGCGCAUGAGCUUCUUGCGCUUGAGAUCCUCGUCCUGCUCCUGGAGAAUCCGACGGACGACAGUGUCGAGCUCGCCGUGGCGUUUAUGCGCGAGGUCGGUGCGUUCCUCACGGACGAGGCACCGAAGGCGUGCCACAGCGUAUUUGACCGGUUCCGCUCCGUGCUGUACGAGGGCCAAAUUAGCGUGCGCGUGCAGUACAUGGUCGAGGUGCUCGCACAGACGCGCAAGGACAAGUUCCAGGACCACCCGCCGAUCCCCGAGGCGCUGGACCUCGUGGAAGAGGAGGACCAGAUCACGCACCAGGUGAGCUUGGACGACCAUCUGCCGCUGGAGGAGGGCCUGAAUGUGUUUAAGCCUGACCCUGACUUUGAGGAGAACGAAGAAAAGUACCGGCAGAUCCAGGCGGAGAUCCUGGGCGAGGGCAGCGACGAAGAGGAGGAGGACGAAGAGGAGGAAGAGGCGGGCAGCGAAGCGGACGAUGCGCCGACGGCGCUCGAGAUCCAGGACCGCACCGAGACGAAUUUGGUGAAUUUGCGUCGGACGAUCUACCUGGUCAUUAUGUCGUCGCUGGACUUUGAGGAGUGUGUGCACAAGCUGCUCAAGCUCAAGGUGCCGGAAGAUCAGGAGAUGGAGCUCUGCAACAUGGUGGUCGAGUGCUGCUCGCAGGAGCGCACGUACUCCAAGUUCUAUGGACACAUUGGCGAGCGACUGUGCAAGCUGCAUCGGCGGUGGAGUGCGCUCUAUGAGCAGAGCUUCCGCAGGUACUACGACACGAUCCACCGAUACGAGACAAACAGGCUGCGCAACAUUGCGCGCUUCUUUGGUGCGCUGCUUGCGACCGACAGCAUUAGCUGGGCGAGUUUUGAUGUUGUGUACAUGAACGAAGACGACACGACGUCUUCCUCGCGUAUUUUUAUCAAGAUCCUCAUGAAUGAAAUGCAGUCGCUACUGGGCCUUCCUGCACUGGCUGCGCGUUUCCGCGAGCCGUCGAUGCAGGGGUACUUUGAGCACAUGUUCCCCCUGGACCACCCGCGCAACACGCGGUUCUCCAUCAACUUUUUCACGAGUAUUGGCUUGGGUCUCGUCACCGAGCCGAUGCGUGAGUACUUGCAGCAUGCGACGCAGGUCAUGCGCGAGCGCCGUGAGGCUGAGGAGCGCCGACGAUUCGCGGAGUCCUCGGGGUCGCUCGUAUUCGCGAUCGUACUCUCGGAGCCCUCGGGGCAGGUCGUACUCGAGGUCCUAUUCCCGAAGUCCUCGAGGCAGGUCGUACUCGAGAUCGUACUCUCGGAGCCCUCGAGGCAGGUCGUACUCGCGGUCAUACUCUAG
Malassezia sympodialis ATCC 42132 is the source of this 1878-nucleotide messenger RNA. RefSeq lists its product as uncharacterized. Bases 1 to 1878 code for a protein of 625 amino acids. Gene Ontology annotation, cellular component: catalytic step 2 spliceosome. NCBI's taxonomy places the organism in Eukaryota, Fungi, Basidiomycota, Malasseziomycetes, Malasseziales, Malasseziaceae. Gene Ontology annotation, biological process: mRNA splicing, via spliceosome. The transcript has 2 exons. The record is from RefSeq and is a predicted model, not a curated record. Gene Ontology annotation, molecular function: protein binding; RNA binding.